Trifolium pratense (red clover) is the source of this 957-nucleotide messenger RNA. RefSeq lists its product as uncharacterized. Gene Ontology annotation, biological process: rRNA base methylation. The coding region runs from base 123 to 833 and encodes 236 amino acids. NCBI's taxonomy places the organism in Eukaryota, Viridiplantae, Streptophyta, Magnoliopsida, Fabales, Fabaceae. Gene Ontology annotation, cellular component: cytoplasm. Gene Ontology annotation, molecular function: rRNA (uridine-N3-)-methyltransferase activity. The transcript is spliced from 3 exons. The record is from RefSeq and is a predicted model, not a curated record.
UAAUAAAGUUUUCAACUUUAUUUCUUUCAUAAAGUUAUGAUUGGUCAUUUAGGGUCGGUAGUGGAAACAAAUCAUCACCAUAAUGUAAGCAACUUUCAAUUUUCAUUCAUUCAUUCAUCAAAAUGGCUCCAAUACAACAAGUAGAAGAAGAACAUGAUGAAGAACAAGAACAAGAACAAGAAACAUCAUUAAACACAGAGAAAUGGAAUAAACAUUACUCAUCAAAGCACAAAAUUCUCUUUGUUGGAGAGGGUGAUUUCUCUUUCUCUCUUUCUUUAGCUAAAGUUUUUGGUUCUGCUCACAAUCUCGUUGCAACUUCCCUUGAUUCUCAAGAGAAAAUUGAAAAGAAGUAUAGUAAUGGAAUAAGUAAUGCAAGAGAACUUGAAGAAAGAGGUUGUAUUGUUCUUUAUGAUGUUGAUGUUAAAGUUAUGAGUCAGCAUUUUUUUCUCAAGACUCAAAGAUUUGAUCGCAUUGUUUAUAAUUUUCCUCAUGUUGGAUUUCUUUACCCUGAGAAUAGCUACUGCCAGAUCCAGUUGAACAAAAAGUUGUUGAAGGGAUUCAUGACAAAUGCAAAAGCAUUAAUAAAGAAAGACGGAGGAGGAGAGAUUCAUGUAACUCACAAAGAGGGUGAUCCAUACAACAAAUGGGAUCUUGUAAGAAAAGCAGAAAAGAGAGGACUAUUCUUACACCAAUCUGUUCCAUUCUUCAAAGAUGAUUAUCCUGGUUAUGACAACAAAAGAGCUCAUGGAAAGUUAUCAGAUUUAUCUUUCCCUGUUGGUGAAGCUAGUACUUACAAGUUCAAGCUCCAAACAUCUCUCUCUAACUCUUUAUAAUACAUUUCUUUGGAGACUCUUAGAAGAAUUUAUUAAGACUUAUUUUUGUGCACAUGUUUUUAACUUAUUUGAGUAAACUCUUUGUAAUAGUUUAUGGAUGAAUGCUUUGUUUAACUGUUUAUCA